AUGGAACCUUCAUCUGCUCGCAUGCUGCUGCUGCUUGGCUCCGGCCCAGGAGUUGGUGUGGCCAUCGCGUCGCAAUUCGCUCAGCAGCAUUUCGACCGGAUUGCUUUAUUCGCGCGGAAUUCCCAGCAGCUGCAGAAGGACCGAGAGGCGGUGCUCGCGGCGGCAGCGAGCGUCAACAGGACGGUGGUCGUCCGGACGUGGCAGGUGGACAUCGGUGAUCCGACCCGUCUGCAGCAAGCAUUGGCCGAAGUCGAACAGUUUGGUACGUUGGAAUGUGUCUAUUUCAACGCUGCGCGGGUGGGAGGCAGCCUACUCUUCCAGUUCCCGUUAGAGAGCAUCGAGGAAGAUUUUCGGGUCUCGGCCUCAGCUCUCUAUAUGACAUCGCGUUGGGCGAUACCCCUUCUGCUUCAGAAGCCACAAUCCCAUUCUGAGGCAGACUGGAAACCGUCGCUGUUGGUGACGAGUAGUUUUCUUCCUAAUGAUCCGAUCCCCGAGCUAUUUGCUCUUUCCAUGGUCAAAGCUGCACAGGCAAAUUUGGUCAAGUCGCUGGCCAAAACAUUCACACCACAGGGCGUGCAUGUCGGCCUUCUAGUGAUUGGUGGGGUAGUCGCGCCGGAUGCCUUGGCUUUAAACCCAGCUAAGAUUGCGGAACUGGCAUGGAAACUGUUUGCACAAGAGCGCAAGGACUGGACUGCACAGGUGGCACUUCAUGAAGACGGCACUGUCGAUUGGAGUCCAUCCGUAUGA
Messenger RNA from Penicillium lagena, 747 nucleotides. Its product is annotated as putative short-chain alcohol dehydrogenase. The transcript has 2 exons. Lineage: Eukaryota; Fungi; Ascomycota; Eurotiomycetes; Eurotiales; Aspergillaceae. The record is from RefSeq and is a predicted model, not a curated record. The coding region runs from base 1 to 747 and encodes 248 amino acids.